UAGGGGGGUACCUACGGUACCUUAAAAAAACACAAUGGACGAUGAGGAAAAGCACCGCAUUCACCACCACUGGCGAACAUCACGCAUGGUUGAUCGUGAUUUACAUGCGCCGGUUAAACGACGGCAUAGGUCGAAGAUUACGUGACCGUAGUGUCCGAUCUCAUAGUUCCACACGUAGCAUACGGGCAAUAUGGAAACGACCCGGCAAGCAUAUUCUCUAUGGGUCUCAAUCAUUUGUGGCUCAGGCCAAGAACGAGUAUCGUGUUGAGCGGCCUACUCUACUGGGUGCGAUGAUAUCCCCCGCACGUCGACCAUUAGUCUUUGAGGCUUGGUCUCCUUGCGAAAUUGCCACAUUUGAAGGUGUGCACUUGUCACAUACAGCAUUUCGACGACAUCGGUAGGCGCACUCGCCUUACAUGGAAAAAACUUUCACAUGCUGCAGCGAUUUGUCAAGACGAAGUCGACAAAGGAAAUCAUCGAAUUCUACUAUGUAUGGUAUGUUCUGCUGGUUUUAAUCGGCAAGAUCCAUGUUGUUAUAGGAAAAUGACUACUCAUGGAAGGGAAUGGAAAAAAAAAUUUGUGCCUGAUAUUCCAGAUCCCGAGUACUAAAAAUACGAGGUGUGCCUACAUUUCUCCGUUUAUGGCGGCUAUGGCGGUAUGGCGGCGGUUCAAUACACUAUUCACUAUCCUACUAAUAUUCCCACUAAUAUGUCAGCACCUAUGAUUCCAAGAUCCUAGCCGUUUCGUCUCUCCCCGGACCUUGGUCAAAAGGUGGGAAUAGACCCCAGGAACCUAGUUUAUGAAAAUCCCCCUCACCAAGCGCGAAGCCUGAAGGGGUCCAUACCUUUUACCCGCUCUGUAGGCCUAGGUUGCCACUUACCUGUUCAAGUUAAUUAAUUACCCGUUAUUAACCUAUAGUCGCGUCCGUCGCAACUCGUAUAAACGCCGCGGCGUUGAAAUUCCGCAACAACAUCUUGUCGUUGGACCCUCGGGAUUUCCUCGUUCGCCGCGUAUACGACGGCCUGAUGAAUGAUUCUAAAGGUCGCGGAUCGUCGAGGAACGGGGCUUUGUUCCCGGAAAAUCUUGCGUUAGAAGCGAUUUGGCCCGGGCCUCUAAAAAAACCGGCAGCGAAAAAGUUCGUCAAUGAAUUCGUCGCCUCGCGCCGGGUAUCCGAGCUCGCCGACGGUUUCAAGAGAACUUGA
This is a messenger RNA of Pelagomonas calceolata, 1202 nucleotides long. The record is from the annotation of a GenBank genome assembly. Lineage: Eukaryota; Pelagophyceae; Pelagomonadales; Pelagomonadaceae.